This is a messenger RNA of Pyricularia pennisetigena, 2397 nucleotides long. RefSeq lists its product as uncharacterized. Lineage: Eukaryota; Fungi; Ascomycota; Sordariomycetes; Magnaporthales; Pyriculariaceae. Gene Ontology annotation, molecular function: oligopeptide transmembrane transporter activity. Gene Ontology annotation, biological process: transmembrane transport. The coding region runs from base 1 to 2397 and encodes 798 amino acids. The record is from RefSeq and is a predicted model, not a curated record. The transcript has 15 exons.
AUGGCGUCUUCACAGCCCUUUGGCGACACCAUCGUCGGCGCCGCUCUCGACCCGGUCAGCGGCAAGGCCGUCUCGGCUCCUGCUCACGAUGCCAUCAACGAGAAGCUGGGUCAGGACAAGUCGGACGUGAUUGCUAUGACCGACAGCACCGAGAAGGGCGAGAUUCAACCCUCCAGGUCCGCCGAGGAAAGCGACAACGGCAAGGGCAGCGAAAGCGACCCUGACGCCAUCAUUGUCAGCGGCACCGACGUGGCCAAGCACCUGCUGCCCCUGCGCGACGAUGCCGAUCCGUCUCUGACUUUUCGGAGCAUGCUUCUCGCAACGGGUCUGUCGGGGUUCCAGGCUGUGAUGAACCAGAUCUACCAGUUCAAACCCACUCUUGUUACGAUCCAAGGUACCUUCAUUGUGCUCAUCGCCUACUUCCUCGGCCAAGGGUGGGCCAAAUUUCUCCCCCGUGGUGACCGGCUCGAGGCUCGUUGGAGGUCCAAAGGCGGCGAGGGAAACGUCCCGCUCUGGAUCAGGAUUGUGUCCUUCUUCAACCACGGAGAAUGGGGCCUCAAGGAGCACGCAAUCUGUGCAAUCACGGCGACGGCCGCCUCCAACGCGGCGACCAGCAGCACCGUCUUCUCAGCCCAGCUGCUCUUUUAUGAUCUGCCUUUGAGCGCGACCACCGUCGUCUUGACUGUCAUCUCGAUUGGCCUGUUCGGCUACGGACUCUGCGGCAUCCUGCGACCCGUUACUGUCUGGCAUGUCGACGCCGUCUACUGGAGCACCCUGCCGACGGUCAAGACCCUUCAGGGUCUUCACUGGCAAGAGAUCAAAUCGUCCAAACCCAUCAGAUACUUUUGGAUGGCAUUCGUCGGCAUGUUCAUUUACGAGUUCUUCCCUGCCUACAUCUGGCCUUGGCUGAACGCCGUCUCCAUCCCUUGUCUCGCCUCGAUGAAUGCGACUGGGGCAACGGGCGCUACUCUCACCCGUCUGUUUGGAGGGUCCCUGAAUAAUGAGGGACUUGGGCUAUUUUCGCUUUCGUUCGACUGGCAAUACAUAACCUCAUUCAACACAUCUCUGCCACUUACGCUGCAGGCCCACACGGCAGUUGGAUACUUUAUUUGCUUCUUGGCCAUGCUGGGUAUAUACUACACCAACCAGUGGGACGCCAAAUCGCAGCCCUUUAUGUCCACCAAACUGAGGUCCGAGGGUGGUGGCUCGUAUCCAACUUCCAAGGUCUUUGCUGGUGGCAUUCUCGACCACACUGCUCUCGCCAAGUAUGGCCUUCCCAUGCUUUCGGGCACAUUUGCCUACGGCAUGUUUAUGGCCAACGCUGCUAUUGGCGCCCUCAUCACGCACUGCUUCCUGUUCUGGGGCGGAGACAUCAAGAAAACGUACCGCAGCGCAAGGGAGGGCAGAUUCGACGACCCCCACCACGUCCAGAUGGCAAAGAACUACAAGGAGACCCCGUGGUGGUGGUUCAUGAUUGUCCUUGCUGGCAGCUUUGUGCUCGGUCUCAUUGUUGUCACGACACAGGACAUAACUCUUCCGGCGUGGGCCUAUGUCGUCUCGCUGCUCCUUGGAACUCUCAUAGCGCCAUUUUCCACCCUGCUUUAUUCCCGCUACGGAAACGGCAUUGCUACCAACAAUCUUUCCAAGAUGAUUGCUGGACUCGUUCUUCCUGAACGCCCAAUCGCAAACAUGUAUUUCGCCGCCUUUAGCCACAAUGUUAUCCUGUGCACGCUCAACCUCUCCAAUGAUUUGAAGAUGGGCGAAUAUCUCAAGAUCCCGCCUCGUAUAAUGUUCUUGACUCAGAUUUACGGCACGAUUCUCGGAGGCUUUAUCAAUUAUGCGGUCAUGAUCUCGAUCGUUACUGGAAACAAGGAUCUUCUCGUCGACGGCAAUGGCGAUGCCGCGUGGAGUGGUGCGACCAUCCAGUCGUACAACACCAACGCUACUUCCUGGGCGUUGGCAAGCUACCUCUACAAGGCUGGUGGUAGAUAUUGGCUUGUUCCCGUGGGAUUGGGGAUUGGCGCUGCCAUUGUCGUUGCUCACCGCAUCGUCUACCACUUCAAACCCAAAAUCGGGCGCUUCGACCUCCUAGACAUCAACAUGCCGCAGCUCAUCCAGUACGCGGGCUACAUCCCCUACAACGCGUCGCAGACCUGCGUGCUGUUCAGCCAGGUCAUCUCGGGCUUCUUCAUCCAGUUCUACCUGCGCAACUACCGCCCCCGCAUCUUCAAGGACUACUCGUACCUGGUCACGGGCGCCUUUGACGGCGGCAGCCUGCUGGCCCUCUUCAUCCUGUCGUUUGCCGUCUUUGGCGCCGGCGGCGCCGUGAAGCCUUUCCCCCAGUGGUGGGGCAACAACGCGGCUGGCAACUAUGAUCUUUGUCCGGCUGCGGAGUAG